AUGAGAGAUUUGUACAUUAAAAAUGGACAAGGUUUUGUCGUUGUAUAUAGUCUCACGAAUCACCAAACCUUUCAAGAUAUAAAAACAAUGAAGGAAUUAAUAACGAGGGUUAAAGGAACGGAACGAGUGCCCAUACUUUUAGUCGCCAAUAAAGUAGACUUGGAACAUCAAAGGGAGGUGUCACAUUCGGAGGGGAGCAGUUUAGCUCAACAAUGGGGAUGUCCCUUCAUUGAAGCCAGUGCCAAACAGCGCACGAACGUUAACGAAAUGUUUGCCGAAAUCGUGCGCGAAAUGAACUUCACGCCGGAUAGCGAAAAAAAAUCAUACUGUUGUUGUAUUCUGUUAUAA
Messenger RNA from Pediculus humanus corporis (human body louse), 348 nucleotides. RefSeq names its product rap1 and, putative. Gene Ontology annotation, cellular component: plasma membrane. Gene Ontology annotation, biological process: negative regulation of cell migration; Rap protein signal transduction. Lineage: Eukaryota; Metazoa; Arthropoda; Insecta; Psocodea; Pediculidae. The record is from RefSeq and is a predicted model, not a curated record. The coding region runs from base 1 to 348 and encodes 115 amino acids. The transcript is spliced from 2 exons. Gene Ontology annotation, molecular function: GTPase activity; GTP binding; GDP binding.